AUGGCUACCAGGUUCCCUCCAUCCGACAGUUACCACGAUGAAAUCAUCAAUAUGGAGGUGGACAAGUACGGUGCUCAUCACCACCACCGUAUCACCCACAAUGAACCAGCAUGGAAUGAUGUAGACGGUGGACAAUGCCUGAUGCAGACUAUAGGGCCCUACGAGGGUUCCCCACCGGGACGGAGUUCGUCGCUCACCCACACCGUCGAAUUACGCGAAGGAGAGUGGAGGUUCGGCGGCCAUAAGAAUGACCCGGGCGAACGGUGCUAA
Penicillium pulvis is the source of this 270-nucleotide messenger RNA. RefSeq lists its product as uncharacterized. The record is from RefSeq and is a predicted model, not a curated record. Lineage: Eukaryota; Fungi; Ascomycota; Eurotiomycetes; Eurotiales; Aspergillaceae. The transcript is spliced from 2 exons. The coding region runs from base 1 to 270 and encodes 89 amino acids.